Molecule: messenger RNA, 720 nt
Organism: Opisthorchis viverrini
Lineage: Eukaryota; Metazoa; Platyhelminthes; Trematoda; Opisthorchiida; Opisthorchiidae
Exons: 2
Source: RefSeq, a predicted model, not a curated record
UUUUUUUCACGUCCGGCUAGACUUGACGGUUUGCCUAAGUCAGAAGCCCAAAGGUGUCUCCCUUCAUCCCAUUAGACAAUGGACCCUUUGAUAAAGGAUUGCAUGACUCAAUGGGUGGCAGAUAUUUUGGAUGCUUCUGUAACGGCAGACGAUAUUCAAUCGGGGAAGGUCCUUCUUGAACUUGCAUCGCUUGUGUAAGUUACGAAUCGGUAUUUUAAAAAGUAUUUAGGGGCGACGAUUGUCCGGAUAUAGGAACACAGCAGCCGCCUGAGUCCUGGAAGCAGAUCGAAGCAUUUCUGGAUGGUCCGUUCGAAUAAAUAAAUUCAUUUCCUCCUUUCAGGAAAUUAUCAGUUUAAGGCUUCUAGUCUCUUUUCUGUAAAGGAUGUGUUGGAGAAUUCAGGAGAUGAUGAGGAAGCCUUUGGAGUGUGUCUUCUUGUUCUCAUUGCGUGUCUCCAAGGCCGAGCCAAACAACUUUUCAUGGAGGCAGCUUUAAACUUGGACUUUGAUACACAAAACGUCAUAUUUCAUCUGUUACGGGAACCAAUGACCCAGCUCUCAUCGGACCAGCAACUGACACGUGAAAGCAUCUUAACGGGCUUCCGCGAACCUGUUCCAAGUCCACAAAGUUUGGCUGUCCAAGCGGAUACGUUGAACCAUCCUGGAGCUUCGGUACACUCCUCGACGACGUUGGUCCUCCCUGAUAAGACAGAAGUCUUAGAG